This is a messenger RNA of Malus domestica (apple), 2370 nucleotides long. RefSeq names its product UDP-sugar pyrophosphorylase. Lineage: Eukaryota; Viridiplantae; Streptophyta; Magnoliopsida; Rosales; Rosaceae. The record is from RefSeq and is a predicted model, not a curated record. Gene Ontology annotation, molecular function: UDP-N-acetylglucosamine diphosphorylase activity. Gene Ontology annotation, biological process: UDP-N-acetylglucosamine biosynthetic process.
CGGCCGAGAACGACGGCGUGAAACCGACGCCCACGUCCACAAAGCACACAGCCAGACACGCCACGCAAACAGUGGGCCCGAAAUUAACUAACGUUUUUCGCGACCCGCAUCAUCAAUUUAACCGCCUAACUCAUAUCACAUACUCCGUUUCUCUGUACGCAACCAGCACCUUCCCCCACAACCCCAGAUUCCUCCCACUGUUCAUCACUCUCCCUGCGGACUUUCGUCGAACACACAGCGGCCUUCCACCGCCGCAAUCGUAUCUCCGCUCUGCGCCACGGCAACAAUGGCCUCCGCGCUCGAUUCCGCCACCGAAAAGCUUGCCAGCCUCGACAUCGGCGGUUCCGCGCCAAAUCUGCAGAAGAACCUCCACCUUCUGAGCACUGAACAGAUUGAGUUGGCGAAGAUCCUUUUGGAGACGGGGCAGAGUCAUUUGUUCGAGCAUUGGGCGGAGCCUGGCGUCGACGACGAGGAAAAGAAAGCUUUUUUCGAUCAGGUGAGCCGGCUCAAUUCAAGUUAUCCAGGGGGUUUGGCAUCUUAUAUCAAAACAGCUAGAGAACUCCUAGCUGAAUCAAAAGCUGGAAAGAAUCCAUUUGAUGGUUUCACACCUUCGGUUCCAACAGGUGAGUCCUUGAAUUUUGGCGAUGAUAGCUUUAUCAGUUUUGAGGAGUCAGGUGUUAAAGAAGCUCGUAAAGCUGUAUUUGUUCUUGUUGCUGGUGGGCUUGGGGAACGCCUGGGAUACAAUGGAAUUAAGGUGGCUCUUCCCAGAGAGAUCACCACAGGAACAUGCUUUUUACAGUAUUAUAUUGAAUCAAUUCUGGCUCUUCAAGAUGCUAGCUCUAAACUUGCAUCAGGUGAAAGGCAAACACGAAUUCCUUUUGUUAUAAUGACAUCAGAUGAUACACAUUCUCGUACACUAGAGCUUUUGGAGUCAAAUUCAUAUUUUGGAAUGGAACCUAGUCAAGUCAAGCUUUUAAAGCAGGAAAAAGUUGCAUGCUUAGAUGAUAAUGAUGCCAGGCUUGCAGUUGACCCACGUAACAAGUACAGGAUUCAGACCAAGCCUCAUGGGCAUGGUGAUGUGCAUUCGCUACUCUACUCAAGUGGCCUUCUAAAAGUUUGGCAUGAUGCUGGUUUGAGAUGGGUUUUGUUCUUCCAAGAUACAAAUGGACUUCUAUUCAAUGCAAUCCCAGCGGCCUUGGGUGUCAGUGCUACCAGAGAAUACCAUGUUAAUUCCCUAGCCGUUCCGCGCAAAGCAAAAGAAGCGAUUGGAGGAAUUACCGGACUUACUCAUGCUGAUGGGAGGUCGAUGGUGAUCAAUGUGGAGUACAACCAGCUUGAUCCUCUGCUUAGAGCAACAGGAUAUCCUGAUGGUGAUGUCAAUAAUGAGACUGGCUAUUCUCCAUUCCCGGGGAAUAUCAACCAGUUAAUUUUGGAACUUGGUUCAUACAUUGAGGAGCUCACAAAAACAGGUGGUGCCAUAAAGGAGUUUGUUAAUCCAAAAUAUAAAGAUGCUAGCAAGACUUCAUUUAAGUCCUCAACUCGUUUAGAGUGUAUGAUGCAAGACUAUCCAAAAACUUUGCCUCCAUCUGCUAGGGUGGGAUUCACGGUAAUGGAACCAUGGCUUGCUUAUGCACCUGUGAAGAACAACCCUGAGGAUGCUGCUAAGUUACCAAAGGGAAAUCCAUAUCAUAGUGCAACUUCUGGAGAAAUGCUCGUUUAUCGUGCGAACAGCCUAAUUCUCAGAAAGGCCGGAAUCGGAGUAUCUGAUCCAGAACAACAGGUGAUCAACGGCCAAGAAGUAGAAGUGUGGCCUCGUAUCACAUGGAAGCCAAAAUGGGCUAUCACUUUUACAGACAUAAAAAGCAAAGUCAGUGGAAGCUGCUCAAUUUCUCAGAGGUCUACAUUGGUAAUCAAAGGCCGGAAUGUCUUUAUCAAUUCUCUCUCCUUGGAUGGGGCGCUUGUUAUUGACCCAGUUGAUGACGCAGAGGUAAAAGUGGAGGGCUCGGUCGUAAACAAGGGUUGGGUCCUCGAACACGCCGAUUGCAAAGAUCAGUCGGUACCCGAGGAACUGAGAACAAGGGGCUUCAGAAUCAACAAGAUUGAAGAGCUGGAGAAGAAGUGAAGAAACGUCUUCUAAGCUGAAUUCGUUGGGUCUUUCAGGUGAAAGCCUUUUCUUUUUUUCUUUUUUUCUUUUUUUUUUCUGCUUCUGUCUUUAUGUUAUUCGUGUUAGGGCCACAAAUAAUGUAUUUUCUUUUAAUUUGGUUAAAAUUAUUAUUUGAUUUUCUUUUUAAAUGUGGUUUUUGGCAAGACCUGAAUUAGUUUUUGUGUUGGUUACGUGAUUCCCAAUCUUAAAUUCCGUACCUCCCUCCU